Megalopta genalis is the source of this 1506-nucleotide messenger RNA. RefSeq lists its product as uncharacterized. The record is from RefSeq and is a predicted model, not a curated record. NCBI's taxonomy places the organism in Eukaryota, Metazoa, Arthropoda, Insecta, Hymenoptera, Halictidae. Gene Ontology annotation, cellular component: membrane.
UCGUUAUAAAUAAUAAAAAAAAAAUAGGCGAACAAGAUGAUGCACAAUUCAUCGGAAAGUAAGGCGUGAAUAUCUGCGGUUUCCACAUUGUUCGCUUUAAUCCGUUUUCAUACGGAUCAACCAAGUGCAGCAGCACGAUCGACGACUGCGAUUGAACAGCAGGGGAAAAAAAUGAACGCGAGAGACCGAAAAUGGAAUAAAGUGUUAAAAUGUCAAACGAACGGCAAGGAUACGAUGGAAAGUCGGCGGUGGUUCAUCGAUAAGAGAAUAGGUGGUAACCGGCUGCGUUUCGUGCGUUCAUUGUCAGUGCUAGAAGGAAUGACGGCUCGAGGCUGAGGUUUGCGCCUGGUCACCGUGGUGACGGCUGCUCGAUCGUGACAUUUCACGCAUUUCUUCGGGUUCACAUAAAAGUGCAGCUGCGCACAUGCCGCCCGAGUGACCAUCUGCUUUUAUUCACAAAAUUUGUGAUGUCACAAACGCUCGCCUGUCUACGGUAUUUCCUCAUCGGUGGUGCCAUUAUCCUCGGAAUAUGCGGCAUCAUAGAAUCCAUUUGCGCCGGCUAUUUCAUGUAUCAACUGUAUGAAUAUUCGGUUCUCACCCCGAACGAUGUGUGCGGUCCAACGAUUAUGCUAUUAGCGUCAGGUCUGAUUAUGAGCCUGAUCGCAUGGUGCGCAUGGCAAUUCAUAACCUUUGCCGAAACGGGACAAAUAAUAAUUUUUUCUUUAGCGCUAACAAUUCUCACGAUUCUUAAUACGUCUGCCGGGAUCUGGGCGCUCGUCAGACACGAACAAAUGGAUGUGUUACCACGCACGCAACUAGAACAGGUGUUCGAUCUCGCAGUUUCCGACGAUAAGUCGCUAUGGGACGCUAUGCACUCCAAGCUACAUUGUUGCGGGGUAAACGGAGCCGAGGAUUAUCGGGGCCAGGAUGCAAUCCCUUGGUCCUGCUGCAACACCGAGACGCCUGAAAGUUCGAGCGGUGCAUGCACCCUUUACGCAAGGGGCUGUCACCACGUCGUGAUCAAUCGCACCAGAUCGACCCUGCUUCAUAUUUUUCUACUCGCUUUGUGUACAGUAUUGUUGCAGGUUUGCUUCAUAAUGUGCAUGACCUGUUACGCGAGAGCUUGCAGAGACAGGGCGAAACGAAACAAAGACGUAAGGAUCGCCACGCAAGCGCUCACGCAAGAAUCCAAGAGGAGGGAGACAAGCGAACGUUUUCUCAACGCUUGAUUACAAAAUACCAAAGCGACGGCCGGCGUUUGACGAACGAUUUUUUUUGAAGAAGUUUUACCUUAUUUUAGAGCGUUUUCGUCGAUCUUCCAGUCUUCUUAGUCGCGGAUCAACGCCGGCCGCGUCGAUUUCGUUCGUUAACAGAAACGUUUACGGAACACUUUGCAUGUAAAUUCGAAACGCCAGAGAUAUUGUGCCAUCGUGAUUUUCAUACCAAAUAGAUUUGUAAAGUUCCUCGAUUUAAACGUAAGCAAUAAACCAGUGACUUUUAUUGUUA